GCGCUAUGGCCCUCACCGCGCUGCUCGUGCUCCUGGCGACCGGCGCCCGCGCCGCCUUCGACCCGCGACUCUACGACCGUGCCUGCGAGCUCAGCUCGUGCUACCCUGCCACCGGCAACCUGCUCAUCGGCCGUGAGGCUCGACUCUUCGCCUCCUCAACCUGCGGCUCCGAUGGCCCCGAGCGGUAUUGUAUCGUCUCGCAUCUCGAGGAACGGAAAAAUUGUUUCUGGUGCGAUUCUAGAAACUCUACCAUUAACAACCGCUAUCUAAACCAUCGUAUCCAAAAUAUUAUUUACAAAUUCCAUCCGGGCACGCUCUACAAGACUUGGUGGCAAUCCGAGAGUGGUAAAGAAAAUGUCACGAUACAGCUCAACAUGGAAGCGGAGUUUCAUUUCACGCAUUUGAUGAUCCAGUUCAAGACGUUCCGUCCUGCCGCUAUGUUGAUCGAGAGAUCGUUCGACUUCGGUAAGACUUGGCGAGUGUAUAGAUACUUUGCGCACAACUGCGACGAAGCUUUCCCCUCCGUCCCAAAGCACACACAACGGAACUUAUCAGAAGUGGUUUGUGAAUCUCGUUAUUCAGGUGUCGAACCGUCUACCGAGGGUGAAGUGAUAUUUAGAGUGUUGCCACCUAAUAUAAUAGAUACAACUACAAACCCCUACUCCGAGGAGGUGCAGAACUUACUAAGAAUGACGAAUUUAAGAAUUAAUUUUACAAAACUGCAUACGCUCGGUGAUGAUUUACUGGACAAUAGAGCGGAAAUUCAAGAAAAAUAUUAUUACUCGAUUUAUGAAAUGACCGUACGAGGUUCGUGUUCCUGUUACGGCCACGCAUCGCAGUGUCUUCCUCUGCCAGGGGUGAAUGCGAAAAAUAAUAUGGUUCAUGGUCGCUGUGAAUGCACACAUAAUACGCGAGGAUUGAAUUGUGAAUAUUGUGAAGACUUUUAUAAUGAUUUACCAUGGCAACCCGCCGUGGGAAGAACUUCGAAUGCGUGUAAAAUUUGUAAUUGUAAUAAUCACGCAACAAGUUGUCAUUUUGACCCGGCUGUUUAUAAUAAGACGGGAAAAAUCAGUGGCGGAGUUUGCGAUAAUUGUCAACAUAACACAAUGGGUGUCAACUGUGAGAGAUGCAAACCCACUUUCUAUAAAGAUCCUAGCUUAGAUUUACAAAGCCCUGACAUAUGUAAGCAGUGUGACUGCGACCCUGAAGGAACCACUGACAAGGAGAAUUUGUGUGAUGACGAGACUGAUUUAGCAAAUAAUAAAACAGCUGGGAGGUGCCUUUGUAAAGCUAACGUUGAUGGUUCUCGCUGUGACAGGUGUAAGGAUGGAUACUGGAAUUUCGAGCCACAAAACCCCGACGGCUGUGAAGCGUGUACUUGUGAUAGAUUGGGCACUAUAUAUGAACGAGGAUGCGACUCCUUGACUGGUAACUGCUUCUGUAAACGUCAUGUAACUGGAAGGAAUUGUGAUCAAUGUUUGACGGAAUUCUAUGGACUGUCAGAUAGUGUUGAUGGCUGCUUAGCGUGUGAUUGUGAUAUCGGUGGUGCGUUGGACAAUGACUGUGAUGUAAUAACAGGACAGUGCAAGUGCCGACCAAAUGUUACAGGCAGGCGUUGUGAUCAACCCAUUCAAAACUUUUUUGUUGGUGCUCUUGACUCUAUUGUCUUUGAAGCUGAAUCUAGCCAGUGCGAUAAGGAAAUUGAUGAUAAUGCAAUACAAAGCCAGCUUUGUCACGUAGUUAUCCGUGAAAAUUUCCCAGAAGGUAGGAAAGAAACUUGGAGUGGACCUGGGUUCAUGAAAUUACCUGAAAGUAGCACAUUAGUAUUUGCCAUUAAUAAUAUAAAAACCAGUAUGAAUUAUAACAUCGUCAUAAGAUAUGAGCCUCAAUCCACGAUGAAUUGGGAAGAAGCUACAAUAAUUGUUAAAAGACCCUACCCUAUUGAUCCAAAUUCGAAAUGUGCUUAUGUGCGUGCCAAGGAUAAUACAAUUUUAACUAGACUACCUGCAGGACAACGUAGUGUACUGGUGCAACCCCCAAUUUGCUUGGAGAAAGACGUAGAAACUGAGAUUCGGCUAUAUCUCGGUAGGCAAGAUGGUCGUGUGUCAAACAAUAGAGCAACAGUGUUAAUCGAUUCCAUUGUACUUAUUCCUUCUAUUGAUGAUCUACCGUUUUUAGCUAAUGGCAGUUCCAAUAGAGAAGAGUUUGAGCGAUACAACUGUGGCGAUUCUUAUUAUUAUGAUUUAAAUAGAGAUAACAUACCCGAAGUUUGCAAAAAUUAUCAUUCUAGUAUUGGCUUCUACAUAAGAAAUGGAUCGGAAUCUUGUCAAUGUGAUCCUACCGGUUCGAAGAGUUAUCAAUGUGACCCUCAUACCGGUUACUGUCAAUGUGUGGAAAAUAUAGUAGGUGCUAGGUGUGACCGUUGUGCUCCUGGCACUUAUGGAUUCAGCAAGUUUGGAUGUAAACGUUGUGAUUGUAAUAGUAUUGGAUCUCUUGAUAAUUUUUGUGAUGCCACUAGUGGUCAAUGUAAAUGUAGAGCAAAUACAUAUGGACGGGCAUGUGACUUAUGCCAACCUGGAUAUUUCAAUUUUCCUAAUUGUCAACAAUGUGACUGUAACGGACAUGCGGUUGAAUGUGACGAUAAGACUGGAGCAUGUAAGGAAUGCCAUGACUUCACGGAAGGUCAUCGUUGUGAAAGAUGCUUAGAAGGAUAUUAUGGCGAUCCUCGAUUAGGCAUUGAUAUUCCUUGUCGAUUAUGCCCAUGCCCAGGUGUAAAGGGCGACUCAAAGAAAAGUAGCCAUGCUGACCGAUGCGAACUUAAUCCUGAAACUAAGGAUGUUGAAUGUGACUGUAGAGAAGGCUACGCAGGGCUACUUUGUGAUGUAUGCGCUGACAAUUAUUAUGGCGACCCGAUCAAAGGAACCUGUGAAAAAUGUGAUUGUAAUGACAACAUUGCUUUAACCAAACCGGGUAAUUGUGAUCCGUUCACAGGAAAAUGCUUACAGUGCUUACACAACACCGCUGGAGAUCAUUGUGAAUACUGUGAAGAUGGAUAUUAUGGAGACGCUCUAGAGAAAACCUGUUACAAAUGCAACUGCUCAGUUUUGGGUACAAACUUUACUCGAGGUAAUUGCGAUCGAGUAACUGGACAAUGCCCGUGCUUUAAUAAUGUAAUGGGCAUAAAUUGUGACCAGUGUACCGAAAAUCAUUGGAGAAUUGCUCUCGGUACUGGUUGUGAUCCUUGCGAUUGUGACCCAAGAGGGUCCAAGUCACCUCAAUGUAACCCUUAUAUAGGCAAAUGUGACUGCAAACCGGGUCAUGGCGGUCGACAGUGUGAUCAAUGUCAAGAAAAUUAUUGGGGUGAUCCCAACAUUGAAUGCCAUGAAUGUGAUUGCGAUUUAUAUGGUUCUGUUUCACCACAGUGUAUGCGCGAAAAUGGAUCUUGUAAUUGUAAACCUGGAAUAGGUGGAUAUAAAUGUGAUAUUUGUGCUAGAGGCUAUCUUGGGGAAGCUCCACAGUGCUACGCUUGUGGUGAGUGUUUUGAUAACUGGGAUCUGGUAAUAGGUAAUUUGAAAAUUCAAACAGAGUAUGCUAUUGGAAAUGCAAGCAAAAUUAAAGUAGUUGGCGCUACUGGAGCUUACACGCGAGACUUUGAUGAAAUGACAAAAAAGCUUUCAGAAGUUGAAAAUACGCUUAAGAGUGCUAAAUUGGGACAAUCAACGGUGAAGGAACUUCUUUCAAAUAUAUCAAGUUUACAAGAUCAUUUGAAGAAAGCAGAUCAGAAAAUAAAGGAGAGUAAUGACAACCUUAACGAUAUCACAUCAAAAAUUAAUCUAGGCAAUGUAACACUAGAUGGCUUAAGAAAAAGUAUUGAGAAUUUGAAAUCAAAAACACAAGAACUGGGCAAUAAUGCAACAAAAUUACAAGAAGCUAACCUUGAAGGUGCUCUAAAUUUAACUCGUGAAGCUAAACAAAGAGCUUUAAAAGCAGCAGACGAAGCUGAGAGUAUCCAAACUAUAAUUGCAAACACAGAUCGACACAUUAAAAACACUGACAGGCUUAUUGAAUCUCAAUAUGCCAACUUUAAUAAUACUCAAAAUGAAAAUGAUAAAAAAUUAGAUGAACUGCAAGAAAUUCUGACCGAAUUAAAUUCACGUUUACCAAAAAUAAAUGAAAAAAUGUGUGGGCAGGAGAGCGAUACAUGUGAUAUUUGUGGCGGGGCAGGUUGUGGUAAAUGUGGUGGUAUAUCAUGUGAUCUGGGUGCUAUUACUAAAGCUGAUCAGGCUUUAGAUUUUGCAAAUAAAACAGAAAAUAGAAUUAAGGAGCAUGAACUCACAGCCGAGGACUUGUAUAGAUCUGUGACUCAAGUGAAACAAGAUACAGUGUCUGUUCGAUCCCGAGCCGCUGAUCUAUUUAGUAAGGCUCACGAUUUCAAAUCUAAGGUUGAAAGGCUUACUAAUGAGAGCGUGGGUCUAAACUCCGAUUUAAAAGAGUUUAUGUCGAAUUCCUCAAAUACACCUGCGGAUGUCAGAACCCUAGCCAACGAUAUUCUUAACUUAUCAAUCCGUAUUGAACCAAAGGAGAUAACAGAGCUUUCUCAGCGUAUCAAUUCAACCGUAUCACAAUUGACGAACAUUGAAAACAUUAUCACAGAAACGAAACCUGAUCUCGAUAAAGCUAAAGCUCUUAAACAGAAUGCCACAGCAGUAAAUCAAUCAGCGAACCUAACAUUAGAAAUGGCAAACAAAGUUUUGGAAGCCUUAGAUGAAGCUGAGGCAGCGCAAAGUGCAGCUGAGACAGCAAUUGACAGAGCGAAUAAUGACAUUGACGCCGCCAAGAGUGAUCUUUUACCGAUUGCUACUGAAACUGAACAAGCACAGAAAAAAGCAAAUGAAACAAUGGACGAAGUUGAAAACCUUCGACUCAGACUAUCCGAUUUACAGAAAAAUAUAUUGAAAAUUGAGAGCGAUGCUGACCAAGUUAAACAAGAAGCAAGUGAUGUUGUAAAUAGAGCCGAAGCUGCAGAACAAAAGGCAAGAGAGCUACGUCAGAAUUUCAAAACGACAAAUAUUUCGCUAUCAGAAAGGGCUAAUCAAACAUCUAAUUCACGAGAGCGAGCACAGUUACUACUGAAUCGCGCAACUAAACUUGCAAGUGACACACAAAUGCAAUUAAAACUUUUGGCUAAUAUGGAAGAAUUAUAUAACGACCAUAACAACCAGCUGAAUGGCCUAGAAAAAGAAAUAAGUGAGUUGAAUUCACAGAUGAAUUAUUAUUUAUCAGAAAUAACGAAACGGUCAGAUAACUAUAGGUCCUGUACAACGUAAAUAGAUAAAGGCUGACAUUUAUAGUACAGUUAUAACACGGUGCCAUUUUAAUGUUUAGAUCAAUAUUUUUUAUAAUAUUAUGUGUAGUUUAACUACAUUUAAAGCACAUUCUUUGUGAAUAGACACAUUACUAUGAUUAUUGCAACGGACAGCAUUUAAUAAACUAAUUAUAGAAAUAUAUAUUUUAGUAUGUAAAUAAUUUUACUUCAUAGAUGUAAUUGAAGAUGUUAUAAUUAAUAAUUAAAUAAAGUAUUUCUGUAUGCCAAUUGUUUGUGAAUGUCAUUUGAAUUUUGUGGAAUUCAUUAAGAUUUUCGCUAUUCCAAAGAGUAAUUUUAGUGUACGAGUGUACUAAUUAAUGUACAAUUUAUCUUAAUUUAUAUUUUCUAACUGUUUUUAAAUUCUUCAAGUGUGUAUUAAUUGUAUGCAAUUUAUGUACCUAUGAUUUAAAGUUUGAUGUAGGUAUAUUUUUUAUUUUAUUUCAUUCAUAUGUAAGUGAUUCGUUUUAAUUAUCUUUAUUAUUUCGAUAAGUGUUUGAUGUUACUAUUGUAGACGCAAUAUUCUUGUAAGUCAGGCACAAAUACUUAACUGUAGAAAACGUAAUAAAUUUGUUUAUAAAAUAUUGUCAUAAUUCA
Messenger RNA from Leptidea sinapis, 5959 nucleotides. It is a transcript of the gene LanB1, whose product is annotated as laminin subunit beta-1. Gene Ontology annotation, biological process: substrate adhesion-dependent cell spreading; cell migration; basement membrane assembly. Lineage: Eukaryota; Metazoa; Arthropoda; Insecta; Lepidoptera; Pieridae. The transcript has a single exon. The coding region runs from base 6 to 5327 and encodes 1773 amino acids. The record is from RefSeq and is a predicted model, not a curated record. Gene Ontology annotation, cellular component: laminin trimer.